Chanos chanos (milkfish) is the source of this 540-nucleotide messenger RNA. RefSeq names its product cerebral dopamine neurotrophic factor (gene cdnf). Lineage: Eukaryota; Metazoa; Chordata; Actinopteri; Gonorynchiformes; Chanidae. Gene Ontology annotation, cellular component: endoplasmic reticulum. The record is from RefSeq and is a predicted model, not a curated record. The transcript is spliced from 4 exons. Gene Ontology annotation, biological process: neuron projection development; dopaminergic neuron differentiation. The coding region runs from base 1 to 540 and encodes 179 amino acids.
AUGCAGUUCACGAAUUUUGUCUCUAUCCUGUUGCUUUUAAGCAUAACACUUGCCGUUACAGAUUCAGAAGAAUGUGAAGUGUGUGUGGGUUUUUUGGAACGUCUGUACAGGUCUCUUAUAUCCACCCAUCCUGAGUUGACCUUUGCCCUUGUGGAGGAGGGGCUUAAUCGGGCGUGUGUGGGGGCCACAGGGAAAGAGAGCCGCCUCUGUUAUUAUCUGGGAGCCUCCAGUGAUGCUGCCGCUCGAGUGACGGGAGAGGUAACACGUCCCCUAAGUUCCCAUGUGCCUGUCCAAAAAAUCUGCCAGAGGCUACAGAGGCGAGAUAGCCAGAUCUGUGAGCUUAGAUAUGAGCAGCAGGUACUGGACUGGAGCAGAGAUGCUCUCUCUAAGCUUCGUGUGUUAGAGCUGAAGCGAGUCCUGGCCUCGUGGGGGGAGGAGUGCCGAGCAUGCCUGGAGAAGAGUGACUUUAUUGAUCUCAUCCAGGAGGUGGCUCCCAAACACAAUGUAGGACAGCACAGGGCCCAGUCGGAGGAGCUCUGA